CCAGCAUCCUUGCAACACAGCUUCAACUUUCAACCUUUUUUCUUGGCUCUUCACAAACUGUUCCUUUUUUUUUUUUUUGAUCAGUACCUUCACAAACUGUUCCUUAAAGCUACUCAUUUCCCAGCCAAGAUGUUCCAUGGUCGUCUCCCUUCUGCUCUAUCAUUUGGAACCUUUGGAAUGAUUUGGAAUAAUAGGAACACUCUUUGCUUUCAGCAAUUUACCAAUCUUAGUGUGAUUUUACACAAGCCACUCCAAUUUGUGGCGGAAUACUGGGCUUCUAGAACAUGCAUCCCCUGCACUAGAACCCAAGCUUUUGCCCCCAUUAAAUGGGAAACUCCACCACCUGGGUGGAUAAAACUUAACUCCGAUGGAUCUUGUUCAACUAAUCCAUGUAUUGCUGACGCCGGAGGGAUCAUCCGAGAUCAUCUUGGAAAUUGGAUCAUAGGCUUCACUAAGAACCUAGGUCAUGGUUCCAACGAUGAAGUUGAAUUCUGGGGUCUUAAAACAGGCCUGGAGAUUGAAUGUUUUAAAUGAGUCAUAAGCUACUAACAGCUCUCAUAAGGCUUUGGUUGCAUGUUGCAGGUCUCUGAUCCUUCUAUUUAAGGACACUCGCAUUAGACAUGUUUAUCAGAAAGCAAAGAAUAUGGUCGCUACACUUGCCAAGAACAAUGUAUUUAUGGAGGAAAUUUUUAUUUUUUUCGUCUGUUCCUUUGUUUUGUGCACAAUGUUUCUCUCCUGAUCGAGAUGACUGUUGUGUGUACAUAACCAUAUUUUGUUGAUUAAGUAGGGGAAACCUCCUUCUCACAGUGUUUUCUUUUUCCUGGUUUGCCCUGUAGUAUUUCUUUCUCCCAAUCUCCCUUAUACAUUGGUCUUUUCUCUUAAUUUUUACAAAAUAUUUGUUUAGUUUCCCUUUUAAUCAUUGAACUUUACUCUUUAUGCAUUUCUAAUGAGGGGUGAAAUUAACACUAUUAAUCCCAAGUCAUUUUCCGCUAUUGCCCAUGGUAUUUUGUUCUCUUCUUGUAGUACAUAACAAGGAGGGAUGUUUGGCCAUAAAUUAUCACCUUUUAU
Rubroshorea leprosula is the source of this 1068-nucleotide messenger RNA. Lineage: Eukaryota; Viridiplantae; Streptophyta; Magnoliopsida; Malvales; Dipterocarpaceae. The record is from the annotation of a GenBank genome assembly.